CUCGCCAGGUGUGCUCCAGCACCACCUGAACCCUGUGCACGCCUGAGUGUUUCAAAGCCAGAGCAAGAAUAAGUGCUCCUCCAACAGUACUGAUGUCUUGAACAAAACCAUAAUUUGGAUCUAGGGAAAAGCUCUUAGUAUCCAUAAUGGAGGAAAAUUAUUCUAGUAGUGGAACAGAUUCCCUAAGCAGUGGAGAGAUUCCUCGAAGCCGGUCAGAGGGGACUUUGAUUGAUGUGGAUGACCGGAUGCCUUCAGACAACUACAAUGCCAAUGAAAGUAAACUGGAUUUGGAUAUUGACUGGCCUGGUGUAUUCAAACAUGCCCAAUCUGUUUCCAGGACUAAUCCUUUCUGGAAUGAACUGUCAGGAUCCAACCCUUUUGUACAUGACAUAGCUGCUUCCAAUAGAAACAAAAACAAUACGCGUCUUUCUAUUUUAAAGGAAAAAUCUUAUUUGUUCUCAAAAAUUUCAAGCAAUAGGGACUCUUUGGAUUCCUCGGGUGAUGAGCUAGAUAUUGACUGUCUCCUAAGAAAGAAUUCAGCAAGAAGAUCUGGACGAUCCAAGAGUGUCUCUGACUUCCUGGAUAUAGUUGAUAACCAAAGAUUUAAUCCUCACAAGACAGCACCUCAAAAAACAGCUUCUGAUAUGACAUGGCUUCAGAAUGACCGUGAAGCCUACAAGAUGGCUUGGUUGAGCCACCGACAGCUCACCAGGUCCUGCCUGGAUUUAGAAGCCAUGAGCCACAGCCCUGGGUGGGCACAAACACAAGCCACAGACAUUCAUGUAGUUUGUAAACUGAAUCAUGAAGGGGGCUCAGUACAGCUACCUGACUCAGAUAUCAACAUUCAUGUCCCUGUGGGUCAUGUAUUACCAGGAGAAUUCCAAGAAGUUGGUUUAAAGGCUAUCCUUAACCCUCCAUUGUCAUGCAACAAUGAGCUGUCCAGCACAGUAAGUCCUCUGAUAGAACUUACACUGAGCAACCUCAACACAAGCGAAGCCAUUUUCCUAGAAGUGAAAGUUGCAGCUAAAGUGAAGAGUGAUCCCCUCAGCCAAGUUAUGAGUGAUAUUGUGUGUUAUUUUAGUCUCAACAAAGAAGGACCUUUUAAGAAGCUAGAGAAUUGCUAUAUUUAUCAAGAUACCAUACAAGUGAAGCUAACCGACCUAAGUCAUGUGAUGUAUGCAGUGAUUGCUGUACAAGCAAGCAAAAUCCAGCCUCCAGCAACUAAUGUGUGGGACUAUGUCCAUAGAACAGUCUCAGUUGGAAUUUAUGGUCCCAAAUACAUUCAUCCAUCUUUUACAGCAGUUUUUACAGUCUUUGGUCAUAACUACAUUCCAGGAAAACUCACAAUUUGCGAUAUUAAAAAAGGGGGGAAAAGUAUGCCUCCUGUGGUGUUUCAGCUGUGGGGAAAGCAUACAUUUCUGCUUGAAAAACCACAAGACCUAAACAUUUCUUUGAUAUCCUGUGAUCCAGACUUUCAAGUAAAAAUGGAAGAUCAAAGCAAAAAUAUUAAAAAGGAGGAGUUGAAAACUGGUGAAAUGGUCCGCCAACAAUUCCCGUUUUCCAUGCUUGGAUGCAGGGAGAUACAUUUCUUUGUUUUCCUUGUUCAGAUUAAAAUCUUGAAAAGUAGCCAAGUAACACAGUUCCAUGUUACAACUCCUGACCCAGCUCCAAAAUUAAGUGGAAUUAUUAAUAGGCCAAAGCGCCUACAAAACCGCAAAGAAAUCAAGUCUGCACCAUGGCUUUUGAUACCAACAAUAAAAUAUCCAAAGUUUCAAGACAAAACUUUGAGUGUCAACACUUACGGAGUGGCUUUGAAAACUGUGUUACGUCAAAAUAAGAUUGACUAUUUGCUGGAAUACUUUAAAGGAGACACAAUAGCACUGCUUGGUGAAGACAAAGUUAAAGCCAUUGGACAAACUAAAAUGAAAGAGUGGUAUGUGGGAGUUCUCAGAAGAAAGAUUGGUCUUGUACAUUGCAAAAACAUUAAAGUAAUUCCUAAAGAACAAGCUAUGGACACUGCUGAUAGUGAGCUAACAACCAGGAAUCUUGUUGAACAAAUUGCAUUGCCAUUCAAAAAACUGACUUAUAUCUACUCGGUAGUUCUGUCUACAGUAUCGGAGAGUGUUUAUGACUGGAGAGCUUUAGCUGAGGUGUUGGGAUACUCACAUAUGUCUUUGGAUGACUUUAAUGAGGCACAUAUUGAUAAAGAAACAGAAAGAGUUGCACAUGUUGUGAAAAAGAUGAAGCAAGACUGCCAUGCUAACAAAAAAAAAAGACUUUUUCUUUAUGAACUCAUUGUUGCACUUUUGAAAAUAGAUUGCCAGGGAUUAGUGGCACGUCUUACCCAGGACACCAUCAUCUUGACUUCAGCUGUCAAGCUUGGCAAAAGCUGGCGAGAGCUUGCGGAGAAGCUAGCCCGCCUCACAAAGCAGCAAAUAGAGGCUUACGAAGUGCCCCACCAUGGGAAAAAUGGAGCAGUCGCUCUGGAGAUGAUGUGGAAACCUGCAUAUGACUUUCUCUACACUUGGGCUGCCCAUUAUGGAGAUGGUUACCGGGAUGUCUUACAAGACCUGCAAUCAGCCUUGGAUAAAAUGAAAAACCCAGUAACAAAACAGUGGCGAGAGUUAACUGGAGCUCUGAUUCUUGUGAAUUGCAUGGAGGUGUUAAGAGCAAGUGCCUUCUCCAAAAUGGAGGAGGAGUAAUGGACAAAAUAGGUUUUUGGAAAAUCUGUGAGGAAACUAUACCUCUGUGUAGAGUUUAUUUGUGUAUUUAUGUUUCAGAGAUACUUGUAGAGCAUGACAGAAUGAAGUUUGUUUUAACUGAGCUGAUGUUUGGUCUAGCCCUAUGGUUCUCAACUACAGAUUGCCAGAGUGUGUUAGUGGCUUCUGAGUAAAUAAGAAAAGAAUGGGGAAUUAAACUAAUGAGGUCAACAAAAAUGACUUGUAUUCUAUGGGGUGUUUCCUGAAAGGAGCUAUUUCUGAUUGCACUGACUUCUAGGCAGAGAUCAGUUUUAAAAACAGAACUAUUCAUGGAUUAGUUCAGCGUGUGGAGCCUAGGUUUACAUUGUUUUCAGUGAAGUAUUAAAAUCUAAAUAUUUAUUACAUUUAAUAUUUGGCUCUCAAACCCCUCAACUCUAAUUCAGUGGGUGCAGGUUACCCUACAAAAAAACCUUUAAGAUUCUUUCAUCCUCAUCUGGGGCAAAAAGAAUUUAAUUGUCUCACCGCACAGGAAUUCAACAGUUCCUGGAAAAAUAGGUGUGUGCUGCACACAUUCAAAAAAUAGGUGUGUGCUGCACUUUUCCAAAACAGCUUCUGGUAUCUAUUUUCAAGACUCAAGAGAGACAGAAGACAUAAUCUCAAAAGUGUUUGGUUUUGAUUUAUUUGUUGAUGUAACUCAACAGGUUUUUGUCCCUUUUUGUAUUUUUGUUACUUUAUAUUUCUUCAAUUUUUUUCUACAUUUUGCUGAAUAGAAAUUCCAUAAAAUUCCAGAAGCCUUCUUUAUGCACACUGUCCAGUGCCUCUGAUCAUGGGUGUAGUCCUCCCCUGUUUCUUUUAGGUAAGUACAAAGAGAAAGGAGACUUUGUAGGUACAAGGACUGGAAACAAUUUGUACCCGCAUCUUUUGAUUGUUUUCUUCUACCUCACUGGAUAUGGAAGAUGACUAUUAUUUUCUCAAAAGAAGUUAACAGUGGAGUGCUUUUAAGAUUAAUUUAUUUAUGGAUCAAUUAAUUAUAACUAGUCAUAUGUUCUAGAAAGAACCCUGCUUAGAUGCUAUCAGUAAAAAUCUUCCAAUAACUGAGUAGAUUAUUAUAAGUACAGAAAAUAUAGGCUGAAUAAUAGUUUCAGGCUGACCAAAUUUUUUAAUAUAAUUUUUAAUGUAUUAAAUAUAUUUUUAGUUAAGUGGUAAAUCUAAAAGGUUAAAUCCAUUCUAAGCUCCUUUGAUCAACAUUCAUUCAGAAACAUCAGCAAAUACUCAAGACAACCAGUUGAAAAGAGAAUUGGCAUUCUGCCAUCACUUGUGGUUUACAAGACAAAGCCAAAUUCUUUCAGGAGUAGCACAAAACAACAGUUCAGUCCAGAAACUGCACUUCCUCUGCUCUCUUAGUUCAUUUCUACUAAGGCAGGUUUUGCCAUUCCAACAUAAAUCUGCAUUUAGACAUUUUUCUUCACUUCUCCUUUCCUCUACCCUUUUUCUUUUCUACUUUCAUUAAGCUUUCCCAAAGUAGCCAUAGCUCAGGAAGGAGGCUGAGGAAGGAGUAUUUGCCUGAAUAUAAGGUAAAUUCAUUCACCAGCAGGUCCUCUAGCAUCAGGGCAUUCACUGAAUUAGCGUGCAUGCAAGUUAUCUGCCUUCAGAGGACUUGCCCUUGAUUUGCAAGACAAUGAAGAAUUCAGUCCACAGAGCACUAUCUGCUGUUGCUGAUCAAGGAAAGGUGGAGAAAAACCAGAUUACCAAAGCUCCCUGUUGUUUCAGGUGCCAGCACCGAUUUUAUAUCUUUCCCUACACAGUUUUAAGAAGAGCUGUAGAGAAAAUAUAAAUUUCUCUUGUGAUCUGCUCUUCAGUGCAGAGCCAGCUUGUCCUUCCUUCUGCAGACAGUGAAGCCCCCAAAAUAUGAGAAAGUAGGUUGUCCUACUCUUUUGUGCUGCUAGGUAAGGAAAAGGAAUAAAAUAUAUUAAUAGUCAUCUUUAAAGGUAGAAAGACACACGCAAAUAUUAGAACAUAAAAUACUUAGAACUAAUACAAACUCACUGAGAAUUUUUUUUUUAGGUUUCCUAGACUGCUUCUGCUUCUACCUUAGAUCCUGCUCAUAGCAGACUGUGAAACCUGAACAGGAUUUUGUAGUGAUGCAAGAGGCCACACACCAAAUCUACUCAAAACCUCAGGGAAAUAUAUUUUUUUGCUCCCUCAGAGCUGAAAUACCAGAGGAAAUCACAAAGCAAAUCUUUCAUCUUCACUAGGUUGUCUUACCGUCUGCUUUUCAUGCAUCCCAGCAGGCCAUGCUCCCUUGUUUAAAGCCCUGUUAACUCAAUUUUUAAAACUUUUUUGCUUUCACUUUUUUCCCUCUUUUGUUAACCUGGCUGCAACAGCUAAGCAACUCAGCUUGCAUCUGUUUCUGAAGAUGAGUCUGUGCUCGCAUCCUUUUUUUCACAUCUUAAUUUCUUAUCUUUAGUAAAUUUGUGUUUACUUUCUUUUCCAAAAGCACAUGUAGUAAUUUCUUUGUUCAGUCCUGCAUUUUU
This is a messenger RNA of Motacilla alba alba, 5233 nucleotides long. RefSeq names its product MET transcriptional regulator MACC1 (gene MACC1). Bases 147 to 2702 code for a protein of 851 amino acids. Gene Ontology annotation, molecular function: protein binding. Gene Ontology annotation, cellular component: cytoplasm. The transcript is spliced from 5 exons. NCBI's taxonomy places the organism in Eukaryota, Metazoa, Chordata, Aves, Passeriformes, Motacillidae. The record is from RefSeq and is a predicted model, not a curated record.